Molecule: messenger RNA, 2593 nt
Organism: Silurus meridionalis
Lineage: Eukaryota; Metazoa; Chordata; Actinopteri; Siluriformes; Siluridae
Gene: faxcb
Product: failed axon connections homolog, metaxin like GST domain containing b
Exons: 6
Coding region: 305-1342 (345 amino acids)
Cellular component (GO): cytoplasm
Source: RefSeq, a predicted model, not a curated record
UGAUGGGGAUUGCGAGCAGGAGACUUCUAGAUGGUGUCACGUUCACCUUCGGUUGUUUUUUUGCCAUGACUUGAGGACCUACUGCAUCUAUUAAUAUCACCAAUUCCACCGUUUCCAUCGAUGAAGACCAAGAGGGAAUCCAGGAGGAAGCAGGGGAGAGGAAGCAGGGGGAUGCUGCUCCUGCGGCUCGCAGACUUCCCUUCAUCCCGCUCGGUGGUGGUGUUGGAUCAGGGCGAGAGGCGCACUCUUUCCCGCGGGCUUUGAUGUAGUGAGAGUCGGCGUGCCUUGUCAGGAAAGAAGCUGGAUGAUGAUUGCGGCCUGGAUGUCUGACUCCUGGUGGAGGAAAACCCUGUAUGUGAGCGGAGGAGCGCUGCUCGCUGCUGCUGCGUAUAUCUUCUACGAACUGCUCUCUAUAAAAGAGGAGCAGGAACUUGACUCUACAGAUUCCAUCAUCCUCCACCAGUUUUCUCGCCCCGCUGUUUCUCCCAGUCUUUAUCCGUUCUGCUUGAAGAUAGAGACCUACCUGAGAAUGGUGGACCUUCCCUAUCAGACUUACUUCGACGGCCGUCUUUCUGCUCAGAGCACGAUGCCGUGGAUCGAGUACAACCACGAACGCGUGUCUGGGACGGAGUUUAUAAUCGAGUUUCUGGAGAAAAAGUUGGGCGUGAGUCUCAAUAGGAGUCUGAGUGCGGAGGAUAAGGCCAUCGCUCACACCAUCACCAAAAUGGUGGAGGAACACUUACACUGGACAUUAGCCUACUGUCAGUGGGUGGAGAAUGUGGAGGAGACCCGCCACAUGCUGAGUGUGUGUGACCUUCUGCAGUGGAGUGUGUGCGAGCUGAAUGGUAGCCUGGUGAAAAGGGAGAUGUUCUGCCAUGGCAUUGGCCACUUCAACUCACACCUCAUCCAUACACUGCUAGAGAGAGACCUGCGCAGUCUCUCCACACUGCUGGGAGAUAAGAAAUACAUCAUGGGCUCCAAAUUGUCCAGUGUGGACGCUGCAGUGUUUGGACAUCUUGCUCAGGCCAUGUGGACACUACCGGGAUCCAGACCAGAGCAGCUCAUUAAAGGUGAGCUGCCGAACCUGGCGCGAUACUGUGAGCGGAUCCGGCAUAAAUUCUGGCCCGAGUGGGUACUAGAUUACGAGGAUUUGUGUUCAGAGCCGUUCACGGAUGUUUAUAAGCAACACGGCCUGUUCUCCUGUGCUGACACUUUCGAAGACAUGGACACGCAGAGUCCUUCACAUAAAUGUUCGCCGGACACCGAUCGCUCGGGCCGCUCACUCUCCGACUCUGACAUCGAGGUCGACCAAUCAGAUGCAGAGCUGAAGUUCGAAGCUUGAAAGACGUUCAUUUUAAAAGGAGCAGACGUUUUGACAUGCACACACACACAUGCAGUUCUUAUCAGAGCUUGUGUGUCUGUGGGUGUGUGUGGAUAUGUUGUGCAUGUCACAGUUUUUUUUUAUCUAAGCAUCAGGGUUGAAAUUCUUCUUUAAGGCUGAGUAAAAAAACUAAACAUAAUGUGUCCUUAUAAAUCACUAUGAUGGCAGACUGCGUGUGUGUGUGUGUGUGUGUGUGUGUGUGUGUGUGUACAAGGUUUGCAAACCAGGGAAUGCACUGAAUUCAUACACUCUGUGAUGUGCAAAUUUAACAUCAAGUACUUGUGUUUUUAAUUGAUUUGUUGAUUGAUUGAUUGAUUGAUUGUAAAAAUGUGUCCUGUCUGUCACUACAAUAUAACUGUAAUGAUUCAGAUAAAAGGUUGCAGUUAUGUACAAUUUCACACACACACACACACACACACACACACACACAGAGAGACCUAUAUGAAUUGUUCAGGGUUGCAGUUCCUCUUCUUAGACACAAGAUGUCGCCCAUUCUCACGUUUAUCUUUCAAAUGCAAACUCGCACAUAAAACUAUAGAAUUUACAUUUUACGUUGUAUUACAUUAUUUAUUCACAAACUGCAUUGUAAUGAAAUGUAUACACUACAUUUCCCACUUUAAUACAUAUAAUGUUUAGUUUUGGGGGCUCAAAUUGGAUGAACAAAUCCAUUUUUUGUGUGUUUUUUCUUGUUUGUUUUGCUCGCUUGCUAGUAAUCAAAUCAGCUUAGCAACAGCAAGGAAAUUUCAAACUUGUACAAGAAAACUAAGAAUUUACUCUCAAAUUUGAUUAUAAAAAAUCUAUCAUAUUUUUGGUACGAUAAGAGACCUUUUUUUUCGUGUGGACUACUUUCGUAGGCCAAGAGAACUGUGAGUGUCCAUAUUUUAAAUGUGGUUGAAUGGUCACCUAAACUCAAACCCAGAAGCAUUUAUUUAUUAAUUAAUUAUAUGUCUUUGCAUUUAUUUAUUGUUGUUUUUAUUAGUAUUUGCCUAAAACAAUUUUCAAGAUGACUCCCUCUGACUGGGUCUGUAUGUCGCUGGUGCUCAAUAGUUGCUAAUGGAGACACAACAGUUAAUACUGUACCAAUUUACAAUAAAUUCAUGUUUGUAAUUAUAAACAUGGGCGAUAACAGGUAAAACAUUUGUCUUCCUCAGUGUCUGUAGGUUCACAAACUGUUUUUGGUCUGAUUUUCUGUACAUUGUAAAUAAAAGAAAU